Molecule: messenger RNA, 1856 nt
Organism: Carassius auratus (goldfish)
Lineage: Eukaryota; Metazoa; Chordata; Actinopteri; Cypriniformes; Cyprinidae
Product: TNF receptor-associated factor 4-like
Exons: 7
Coding region: 223-1662 (479 amino acids)
Biological process (GO): signal transduction; regulation of canonical NF-kappaB signal transduction; regulation of apoptotic process
Cellular component (GO): plasma membrane signaling receptor complex
Molecular function (GO): ubiquitin protein ligase binding; ubiquitin-protein transferase activity; zinc ion binding
Source: RefSeq, a predicted model, not a curated record
UUGAGUGCAGACCGACAGUUGGAACGAGUAAACAUUUCCCUGAGCUGUACCUUGAAAAGACGGAAAUGUCAUGAGAGAUCGAUUGGUGGUUAGUGUUGAUUCGAUAAACGAGCGAUCAACCUACUAAUAGUGGUUCUUCUUCAUUGCAUUAAGAUUCUUUGUAAAUUUUAAUUCCAGCAGUUUUUCAGAUUGCAGUCUGAAGUUGAUAGACACACAGGUAUUAUGCCAGGGUUAGAUUUAAAGUUUCUGGAGCGACCGAGGAGGAGGUUUUAUUGUCCUCUGUGUGAGAAGCCGAUGCGGGACCCUGUGCAGGUGUCCACCUGCGGACACAGAUUCUGUGACACCUGCCUGCAAGAGUACCUCAGUGAAGGUGUGUUCAAGUGCCCAGAGGACCAUCUGCCGCUGGAUUAUGCAAAAAUUUUUCCAGAUGUGGAGCUGGAACAGCAGAUUCUUUCCCUGCCCAUCCGCUGCAUCCACAGUGAGGAGGGCUGCCGCUGGACCGCCCAGAACAAGCUCCUGCAGGCCCAUCUGUCCAUGUGUGAGUUUAACGUGGUGUCAUGUCCGAACCGCUGCUCUGCGAAGCUUCUGCGACGUGAACUGCCGGAGCACCUGCAGCACGACUGCGUGAAGAGAAAACUACACUGUGACCACUGCGGGGACGAGUUCACUGGGGAGGCGUAUGAGAAUCACCAGGAUGUUUGUCCAGAAGAGAGUGUGUACUGUGAGAAUAAAUGUGGGGCUCGUAUGGUGCGGAGACUCUUGGCCCAGCACUCUGUGUCCGAGUGUCCCAAACGCAAACUGCCCUGCAGAUACUGCCGAAAAGAGUUCCUCUAUGACACUAUUCAGAAUCAUCAGCAGCAGUGUCCACGCUUCCCUAUGCAGUGCCCUAACAGAUGUGGCACACCAGGAAUCACUCGAGAGAUGUUAAUGGCACAUGUAAAGGAAGGAUGCAGCACUGCGACGGUACUUUGCCCGUUUAAGGAGGCUGGCUGCAAACAUAGGUGCCCAAAGACUGCAGUGGGGCGACACCUUGAGGAGGCCACACACACCCACCUCUCUCUUCUCGGUGGUCUGGUGAAUCGCCAGAGGCUGGAGCUCAGGGAACUCCGGCGUGCAGUGGAGGAACUCUCUGGAAGUCGAGAUGGCACUCUGCUCUGGAAGCUCACAGACUUCAGUCAGCGGCUACAGGAAGCUAAGAGCAGGACUUCUGGGUGUUUGGAGUUGUUUAGUCCCGCAUUCUAUUCCCAUAACUAUGGUUACCGUUUACAAGUGUCUGCCUUUCCCAAUGGGAAUGGUAGUGGCGAGGGCUCUUACUUGUCAAUCUACAUUCGCGUUCUGCCAGGAGAGUACGAUGGGCUGCUGGAGUGGCCUUUCCCUUACCGCGUUUCCUUCUCGCUCUUGGAUCAGAGCGACCCGGCGCUCACUAAACCUCAGCACAUCACAGAGACCUUCAGCCCAGAUCCCACCUGGAAGAACUUCCAGAGACCACGGCCUGGAGCUCUGGGAAGUGUCCGUGGGGGUUGUCUGGAUGAGACCAUGCUGGGCUUCGGCUACCCAAAGUUCCUCUCCCAUGAGGAGAUGAGGAAAAGGAACUAUAUAAGAGACAACGCUAUUUUCAUUAAAGCCUCCAUAGAUGUUGUCCAGAAAAUACUGAACUCUUGAGUUCUGAAAUAAAUGUUAAAUAAUGUGAAAAAUGAUCAAUUGUGGGCCGUUUUGCUUACAUUCAAAGUAAAGAUUUAUAAAUUAAAAAAAAAAAAAUAAUCAAUGCUUUAACACAAAUGAAGGAUAUUUAGAUACUGAGAAGGAUAAAAAAAAUGCAAAUUCAUUGUCAUUUGCAUGUACUUUUCUGCAAUAUG